Molecule: messenger RNA, 942 nt
Organism: Caenorhabditis elegans
Lineage: Eukaryota; Metazoa; Nematoda; Chromadorea; Rhabditida; Rhabditidae
Gene: gmap-2
Product: GM2 Activator Protein family member
Exons: 7
Coding region: 8-832 (274 amino acids)
Source: RefSeq, marked reviewed
AUUUGUCAUGAUUACAAACUGCCUGAUAUUACUGGCAAUUUUGUUUGGAUUUGCAUCGACUCAGUAUCUGAACUUAAACCUUCAUAGACAUCAAAGUUGUGCAUGGAGAAAAAGUUCUCACUGGAACCGCAAAAUCGAGUUCCAGGGUGGCCACUCGGAUAGUGGAGCGCUACUCAAGUCAACUGAACAGAAAGGGUGCUAUGCAAUUAGUGGAAAAGUGAAAAUUCAUGAGGAUGUGAGCGACGAGUUGUUGAUCUACUUGUCCGUGUCGACCACUGGUGACACUCAAAGACCACCGGAAGUGUGCAGGGAUGCCAAUCCGGACACUGGUUGUGGAGGUGUUGGAUCAUGUCUCUACUGCCGGCCAUGUGAUUCUUUGGACUCUCUCACGAAAAUUCUCGGAGCUCAACUUGUUGUGAACGGCAAACCAGCAGGAUGUGAGCCAUUAAAAAAAGGAGAAUAUGAUAAUGUUGAACUCCGUUUCUGCCUUCCGAAAUUAGCUGCAUUGUUGGAAUGGCAGGGAAUUUCAGAAGACGCGUUAGAUCACAUUUUAGCUGCUACUACUCAGGAAGGAAAUGGUCCACCAAAGCUUAGUCUAUUUGUGACCGUUUAUUUGUUCGACAAGGAUAUUAAACCUCUUCUAGUCUCUCAACGAAAACUAGAAUCUCGCAUCCGUGAACUUCGCAAACUUGGCGCUGAUGAGCCAGUUGACUCUCAAACUUAUUGGAAUCUGCCAUUCAAUCAAAUUAUCAAAAAGCAGUCAGUUUUCGUUGGAUGUCACAAACUUUACGGAACCAUUAGCUUGAGCGACAUUCAAGCCAAGAAGAAAUAAGAAAAUAUAUUUGGAUGAACAACGAUGAUAACUUCAUGUUUAUUCAUUUCGUUUAUGCGGGUUCAUUUUUUGUGAAUUAUGAAAUAAACACAAUAAAAAUUAUGAAUUAG